CGCUGCCCCAAACGCGGCGGACGGCACGCACGGCUGCCCCAAAGCUCACCAUGUGGCGCCACGCAUGGCUCCUGUGCUUGGUAAGAGCGGACGAGUCCCUGUUCGUGCGGCACCCGACGGUGUACGAUGUGCCACGAAGCUUCGACAUGUGCCUGCAGGAGAUUUACGUAAAGGACGCGCCGCGCACCGUCCGCUUCCGCGCGAACGAGACGGCACUCACGUGUGCAGCGCGGUCCGUGGCCUCGGGCGGCGGCGACGCCGGCAACAACGGCACGAUCCGACACAUCGCGCGCUUCCUCGAGCAUCGGGCGUCGAUGGCGCUCAUGGCGCGGCGCGAGUUUCGGAGGGCCCUCCGCUGGGCGACGCGUAUAGGAGCGCCUGCCUUGUUGGUGUCGUCGCAGGAGUGCCCCGAGGGGCCCGCGGAUACCGACGUCGCGGCCGUCCUGGAUCGGUUCGACCCCUGGCUGGCGCUGGACCUGAACCAUUUCAACGCCUUCGCCGCAAGCGACUGGGAAUUUUACCUCGGGGACCGGCCCCUCGCGGCCUUCGCCAUGGCGUGCCGCUCCACCGCGCCGCUGGACGAUAGGGCGCUCCGGGACACAAUCACAUACGCCUUCGCCGCGCUGCUGCCCGGCGCGGCCGUGGAGCUCGCCGUCCACCAGGAGCGGGCCGCGGGCGUGGACCGGAUUCUGUUAGAAGCGGGGUUCGUCUUCGACCAGCCCGCCGUCGAGAGCGAGCGCGGCCCGCUGCCUUCGAUCUUCGAGCUGCCCUUCGCGCCCGGCGAGCUCCAGCGGGAGAUGGCCUGCCGCGGCGGCGCGGAGUCCGUUUUGGUGCGGGCCUUCAAGCCCGUCGACUUCGCGGCGGACGCGCGGCGGAUCCAACGGAGGCCGCUCCCCUACGUCGACGGCGUCCACGUGCUCAACCUGAAACGACGGGAGGACCGCUGGGACGCCGUGCGGGCGAAGUGCGACCGCGCGGGCUUCGCGGCGGGCGGGCCGCGGCGCGUCGACGCCGUCGACGGGGCGACGCUGGACGUCGCGGCCGAGGACGUCAAGCGCGUCUUCAACCUGACGUCGUGGCGCUACGGCGGCGCGAAAAACUGCCACCAGGACCACGGGUAUAGGAGCCGCGUCAUCGGCUGCGCCCUGUCGCACCUCAAGGCCUGGCGGCUCAUUAGUGAGGACGACGACGCGCACGCGCUGCAUCUCAUCCUGGAGGACGACGUCGAGUUCGCCGGGGACUUCGCGGAGCGGUGGGCGGAUCUGGGACGGCGGCUCAAGGCGGACUACUCCUGGGACCUCGUGCACCUGGGCGUGUUAGAUGACAGGAACCUCUACGACGACUCCCCGGUCGAGGGCGUGCCGGGCGCGCGGCGGUUCUCGGCCGCGCAGCGCAGCUUCGGGGCCGGCGCCUUUGCGUACGUGAUCCGGCCGCGCACGGCGCGGUGGCUCCUGGCCAAAGCCUACGACAUCGGCAUCCAGCAGGCCGUCGACUGGUGGCUCGUCGAGCGCUUCGGCGAAUUGGUCGCCUACAAGGCGGCGCCCAAGCUCGCGGCGUCGCCCCAGGGCGAGGGCCGCGACUCGGACAACGACGAGGACUACGACCAGGACCGCCUCGUGCUGGACACGUACCUCGACGACGACAAGAACGCGUCGCUCGACUCGCUCCGGAUCAUCCAACCGGACCCCGGCGCGCGCGUGGCGGCCAACGCGAGCCUGGAGGUGCGGACGGAGAUGCUCGUCCACGGCGACCCGCGCGCCUUCUUCCUCGCGAGGCAGCUCAUGCGCCUGUGCUACGAAGUGCACCGGCUCGCGCACUACGACGCGCCGACGAACGUCUUCGGGCCCCUCUGCCUCGGCCUCGCCAAAGCAAAGAACUACCAGCUGCCCGCGCCUACGUUCUCCGUCCCGGCCUGGUACGCCCUCAACGCGACGCUCGUCGACGAGUUCGGGGCCGAGCUCGCGGCGGCAACCGUCGUCUUCGAGGCGCGCGAGCCGGACGUGCCCGAGACCUACGAGCUGCCGCCCGCGCUGACGCCCGACGCGGCCGCGCGGCUCGUGCCCAUCGAGGUCUCGCUCAACGGCGCCUUCACGUCGCUCGACUGCGCGCGGCAGCCCGACCUGUUCGACUGCGUCCGCGACUUCUGCGUGGGCAACGAGAUCGAACCGGCGGUCCAGUGCAUGGCGUCGCUGAUCUCGUCAUUCCAGGCGCAGGUUUUGUAACUAACAGUUUUGUAU
Pelagomonas calceolata is the source of this 2237-nucleotide messenger RNA. The record is from the annotation of a GenBank genome assembly. Lineage: Eukaryota; Pelagophyceae; Pelagomonadales; Pelagomonadaceae.